Molecule: messenger RNA, 2667 nt
Organism: Porites lobata
Lineage: Eukaryota; Metazoa; Cnidaria; Anthozoa; Scleractinia; Poritidae
Source: the annotation of a GenBank genome assembly
AUGUUUUGGUGGCUUUAUGGAGCUCACACCACUCAAUCUCAGCGCCUUUCGAGACCGCUCAUCAUGUGGCUACAAGGAGGCCCUGGUGCUUCGUCUACGGGAUUCGGAAAUUUCGAAGAACUUGGUCCACUAACCGUGAAGCUUACGCCGCGAAACACAACUUGGCUGCGAGCCGCUAAUGUGCUGUUCGUCGAUAACCCAGUGGGGGCAGGCUACAGCUAUGUCACUGACAAGAGUGCUUUUACCACAAACGUAACAGGCAAGUGUCUUCUGCAGUGUAUAAUAAUUUAAUACCAGUAUUCAGUAAUCCGUUGAAAAUGGUUGUCUGUUUGAAUACCACCUAACUUUGUACAAGCUGAGGCCUCUUUCGAACCAAUUUCGGUCUGCUUAACUUGUUUGCGGAAAGGUGAUAGAAUGGAGUUGGGGUUGGCGGAGGGUAGUCGGGUGGGGUUGAGAUGUUGUGAUGCGCUUCGCUACUUUAGGUUUCAUUUCUGCCUGUUAAAUUCCCCCGGGUUUCAGAGCUAAUAAUUUGUGAUAUUUUCCAAAUAUGAUACAUUGUUUUUUUUCCCAAUAAAUAAUACUUUUUAAACAACAUUGCAAAAUGUAUUCUGCUGACGAGUAGGAUGGAGUGGAUGUUUCAUUGUGCGCUUAAAAAAUUUUACAUUUAUCAUUUGUUUCCUAUAGGUUUGAAACUAAUACUCGCCAGGAUUAGGAAAAUGCAAUUUUUUUAACUGCCAAAUAUGAGCUUGCCAAGGACUUCAGUUCUAUAUAGGAUUUUUAGGUUCUUAAUGUACUGGGACAAUUAUUGUGAAAUUCCAUUGUAGCUUGCAGAAUAGGCAUAGUUUUUUCAGGUUUUUCAGGGAAGCAUGGAGUGCAAGAUAUGCAUGUCGGGGGAAGUCACAGAAAAAAAUAAAUAUUUUUUCGGCAGCUUUCCCCCUUUGCAGUGUCUCAGUUUCUCCAAGCCUACCUUCACUAGACAAAAAAAUGUGUAAAAUUAAUGACUGUUCAUAUUUGGCAGGGCAUAUUAUGCUUAACACAUGACAUUGGCUUCAUUAAGAAAAUGGGCAUAAAUGCUGAAUUGAAAACAGCUACUGAUGACACAGGACACCCAAGAAAAGACUAAACUUGCACAAUAACAGCCAGUAUAGGUAAAUGUAUCGUUGAGUAGUAAUAAUACAUAACGAUGUGACUCAUCAGUCAGACUGUAAUCAAUGGAUUAUUAUAGUGAUUGAGCAUUCAUAUUCUUCAUAGGGAUAGCAAAUGAUCUUGUCACUCUGUUCAAGGCUUUCCUGGGUAAGCAACCUGUGUUCCAGGAGAUACCUUUUUACAUUUUUUGUGAGUCUUACGGAGGCAAAAUGACAUCAGCCUUUGGUGUGGCUCUAUAUCAAGCUAUUCAGGCUGGAAUGAUCAAAUGCAACUUCAAAGGAGUAGCGCUAGGAGAUUCAUGGAUUUCACCAGUUGACUCAGUGGUAACCUGGGGACCCUAUCUUUAUGCUGUAUCACUACUUGAUGAUAAAGAUCUGAAAUUAGUGAACAGUGCAGCCCAAGAAACUGCCAAUGCUGUUGCCAAGGGGCAAUAUGAAAAAGCCACUGAACUCUGGGAUAAAACAGAGACUGUCAUUGCUAAGAAAACUGACAAUGUCAACGUGUAUAACAUUCUUCAACACAAUACUCCAGCCUUCCCCACAUCUCAGUCCCGAAAGAAUGCUGUCCUUGAUCGUUUAUAUAAUCGCCAUGUUGGUCUCCUCCAUGCUGACCCCUUGACAGAACUCAUGAAUGGACCAAUCAGAAAGAAGUUACGUAUAAUACCUGGAAAUGUCACCUGGGGAGGCCAAUCUGGAGACGUCUUUACAUAUCAGUCAGAAGAUUUCAUGAAGCCCGUGAUAUCUGAUGUCAGCAAACUUCUGAGUUAUGGUCUGAAAGUUGUCAUCUAUCAAGGUCAGUUGGACAUGAUCUGUGAUACACUAGGUGCAGAGAAGUGGAUUGCAAAACUUGAUUGGGACGGACUACAAGAAUUUCAAAAUACUGACCGAGUCCCACUUUAUCCACCAUCUGGCCAGAAGGAUAGGCAUACGGGAGCAUUUUACAAGGCUUACAGGAAUUUAGAACUUUAUUAUAUCCUGUUGGCAGGGCAUAUGGUUCCUUCUGAUAAUGGAGAGAUGGCUUUGGAAAUGGUUGAAAGAAUUAUUAAUCAAGAUAAUAGCAAAUCAGCGCUGUGAUUCACACAAGGCUGAUUACAAAUGCAUGCAAUGAGUUUUUUUUGUGCUCUAAAUAUACAUGUAGGUGCUUAUACAGUAGUUGCAUUGCAACUGUCUCACACACACCAUAAACAUGAAUUCAAGAUCAAGAGACUAAUUCUACAAUCAUGCCAAUAAAUAAAUGUCAGUUUAAUCAAGCUAAAAGCAUAUUUGUUUUUACGUUUCUACCCAUAUUGUUUUUAGUCAUGGCUGACCUCUAAUGUUGUGGUUUCUUUGUUUAUUUAUUUUCUUAACACCACUAUUUUUUACCAAAAAAUUGAUAAGUAUACCUUUACAAUUGAUUCUACAUAGCUAACUCUAAUAAAAAUAAAAAUAAAAAUCUUGAUUUGUUGGUUAACUGAUUGCUUAUUAUCAGAUCAUAGUUAUUGGCUGAAACUUAUCAUACUCUAAGGUACAGGUUGUACCAUAC